CGGAGGGGGCGCUGCCCAUCGCCGCUAUCCACCCAUCCCGAGAUCGAACGGCGCCACGCACGGCGGCGACGGUCACAUUGCACAUUGCACGCUCCGCCCACGCCGAGGGAGGCCAUCCAUCGGCCUAGCAUCUCUCAAGGUCCGACGGCCGCGGUCCCAGCCCCGGCCGUCGGUGCGCAUUCGCCUCCGUUCUUGGAGAAGCUAGCUAGCGGCGAGCGAGCAUGGCGUUGGGACUCCGGGAAGGCGGCGCCGGCGAGCUGCAGGGCAAGGAGGGUAGCGGUGAGGCCACGGCGGCGGCUCCGGCGUACCGCUACGCCGCGACCGACUCGUUCGCCUACGAUGACAUGCCGCCGCUGCCGCAGCAGAUGGACCGGCAGCCGUCCGUGGUGCUCGGCGGGGAGGGGAUGCUCGGCGACGGCCGGAUCCCGGCGUCCGUGUUCGAGCGGGACACGUCGGAGACCGGCAGGGACUGGAGCAUGAUGUCCACCGAGUCGGUGUUCGGGCUCCAGGUCGCGCCCUCCUGCGACUUCACCGGCUACUUCCUCUCGCACCCGGAGCUCAUGGACAUCGCCACGCCGCCCCGCGACAGCUCCGCCGACGUCGCCCGCCCCUCCGCCACGUCCACGCCGCGGCAGUUCAACGCCGUCCCGGAGCUCGGCGACGCCGCCCCGAGCUACUCCUUCGCCUUCCCCAAUCUGAUGGAGGACAGGAGGUACAGCUCCAAGAAAGCUCGGCAAUCUAUCGACAUGCCGCCGACGCCGAGAACGGCAGAGUCGGGGGAGCCGGCAGCAGAGACGACGGCGCCGGAGAAGGCAAGCAGCAAACCGGAAGCGGAGCCGGAAGCGCCGAAGGGCGGCAUGUUCUCGUGGAUGCCCUGCUGCUCUUGAUAAACACCGUCAAUGGAUCGCCGGCGGCAAACACCGGCUAGGAGGGACGCUCAUCGUGUCCGGACCGUCACCGGCAACAUUAGCUCGAGCAGUCGGAAAUGGCGGCCAGAGACAGGAAAAGGAAGUGAGAAAUUAUGGAUCGAUUCGAAGGACAAAAAACACAAUCAAAACCAGCUUUUAAAUUUUUCUUUGCCCCAGAGUGGUGUCUUGUAAUAGAUUGCUUCCCUUUUUGGUCACAAAUGUCGUCCACAACGAUGAAGAAUUUGAGAUUUCUGUGAACUAUCCAUUUAACAUUUCAGAUCUUCUGAAUGUAUAUAACCAGAGGAAAAACAGGUUAAAUUCAUGUAA
Aegilops tauschii subsp. strangulata is the source of this 1235-nucleotide messenger RNA. RefSeq lists its product as uncharacterized. NCBI's taxonomy places the organism in Eukaryota, Viridiplantae, Streptophyta, Magnoliopsida, Poales, Poaceae. The record is from RefSeq and is a predicted model, not a curated record.